Messenger RNA from Diaporthe amygdali, 4767 nucleotides. RefSeq names its product nima-interacting protein. The transcript is spliced from 12 exons. The coding region runs from base 1 to 4767 and encodes 1588 amino acids. Gene Ontology annotation, biological process: transmembrane transport. NCBI's taxonomy places the organism in Eukaryota, Fungi, Ascomycota, Sordariomycetes, Diaporthales, Diaporthaceae. Gene Ontology annotation, molecular function: transmembrane transporter activity. The record is from RefSeq and is a predicted model, not a curated record.
AUGGCUAACACCGAAAUGUCAAUUGAUAAUGGUCACGUCCAAACCCCUGCCAAAACCAGUCUAUCUGAAAAUGGCAGCCAUGAAAAACAUGUAACCAUUGAGCCAAAGAGCGGUCCUGAAAAGCCUGAGGAGAAGUCUGCUCCGUCCCGUGGGUGGCGUUUCUGGGCAGUUUUCCCGCCAAUAUGCCUCGCGACACUGCUCAUCGCACUGGAGUCCACAGUCACCACUGCGUCGUUGCCUAAGAUUGCGUCAGACCUCGAUGCCGGAGACAACUACGUCUGGAUCAUGAAUGGAUACUUGCUAACAGCCACGGUCUUUAUUCCUUUCUACGGCCAGUUCGCAUUCGUCUUCGGCCGGCGCUGGCCUACCCUUUUCGCUGUCGUAAUGUUUAUGCUCGGCAGUGGUAUAGCUGGUGGUGCAGACUCUAUGGCUAUGCUCAUUGCUGGUCGUAUAGUCCAAGGUCUAGGCGGCGCUGGCGUCGGCGUCCUUGGAAAUAUCAUCGUCUCGGACUUGACCUCUGUCAGAGAACGCGGUAAAUAUCUCGCGGCAAUUUUCGGUGUGUUCGGCUUGGGAAUCGCAGCCGGCCCUCCCAUCGGCGGCGCCAUAAGCCAAACUAAUUGGCGCUGGGUUUUCUGGCUGAAUCUGCCUGUUGGUGCCCUGGCAUUAAUACUGCUAUUUCUCUUUCUGCACGUAGAUGCACCAAGAUUAAUGACUGUGCGUCAAGGCCUGAAGAGAGUGGAUUGGAUCGGUAACUGGCUGUUGAUCGGUAGCGUGGUGAGCAUCCUGAUCUCCCUGAGCUGGGCAGACACCAGGUAUCCUUGGGCGUCCUGGCGAAUUCUAUUCCCACUUCUCGUCGGAUUCGCUGGUCUGGCCGCUUUCCAUGCCUACGAGUCGAGUUCGUGGUGUGUGAAUCCAACAAUCCCUCCACGGUUAUUCGGGAACAGAACAAGCGCCGUGGCGUUCUUGAGCACGUUCCUCGCUGGAGCGUUGACGUUUUGGCGGCUCUACUUCAUGGCACUGUACUUCGAGGGUGUGCUGCUUGUGUCGACUGGCCGGUCGGGCGUCCUCCUUCUCCCAUCGGUGCUGGUCUACGUCCCCGCCGCCGUGUCCGGUGGGUUCGCACUGUCGAAAUGGGGGCGGUACAAGCCAAUACACCUCAUAGCAUACGGUCUCAUUGUGCUUGCGACAGGACUUUACAUCGACUUGGAUGAGAAUUCCUCCCUUGCGAAGAUAGUCACAUAUCAGAUUAUCGCAGGUUGGGGAUCCGGGAUGCUCAUCACCACGAUCCUCCCCGCUGCCCAGGCCGCCCUACCAACAUCUGAUGCCGUACCUGCGAGCGCGUUGUGGGCGUAUCUUCGUUCUUUCGGCAGCAUAUGGGGCAUCGCCAUCCCAGCUGCCAUCUUCAACAGCCGUUUUUCACAACUGUCGGACACGAUCACUGACGAGAAUGUGCGUGAUGUACUUGGUGGAGGUAAUGCUUACUCGCAUGUUUCGAGCACGUACUUGUCGUCCCUGCCCAAGGAUGUCAAAGGACAGGUUGUUCAUGUAUAUAACGAUGCCUUAAGUUUCCUGUGGGUUGACGUCCUGUGGGAUAACCUCUUCUUGAUUAAGGGUCUCCACACCAAGGCGGAUCUGGAAGCUCACAUCCUGGGAGCCCCUCGUCAGGACUUCCCUCUGCGUCGCCUCCCAAGGUUGACCAGGACCAGAGACGGUGUGUUCUUCCUCCUUUCCCAUUUCCAUCUUCUGCCCUUCCACAUCAUCAAUUUUCGUAUCAAGAAACUGUUUGUGAAGGGGCUGAUUGAAGAUACCCGUCUCAAGAAAACGACACAACUACCCCGCCAUAACCUACUUGAGCUUCACAGAGCUCUCAACUUGUCACUACUCUGGUCGUCUCACGCAAGCCUGAGCAACAAGGCGGUCAGCCAGGUUGGUGACUCUCCUCUUCUUCAACACAAGGCCCUGUCCCAAAUCAAUCGUGACUUGCGGCCAGGCCAGGCCAGUCUGUCGCAAUUGAUCGCAAACAGCUCUUUCAAACUACAGAUUGCCAUGACGUCCUCCCUCAAGAUGACCCCCCUGUUGAUGGGGCUGGUCCUUCUCUUCCUCUUCGCCGGUCGCGCUCAUGCCUUCGGCGCUGGAAACAUCGCUAGCAUCUCCAAAGUCGAGGGCCAGAACUGGCGCCACGGCGACAUCGAGGAUACGCUUCUCAAGAUCUUGAUGGCUCGAGCCGUUGGUGGCAAGAAGUUUGACAAGCUGAUGGUGUCGCGCACUUACUUUGGCAACUGGUUGCGAGAUUAUUCCCAAGCCAUCGAUGUCGGCACGGUGAAGAGCGUUUCAGCCGAGGCCAUUCGUCUUCUACUCUGCGUCCUAGGCUUCUUGACAUUUGGCUAUGGUUCGCGCGAGUUUGAGGUUACUGCCGAUCGUCUCGGCUGCUACCGGCCUGAAGACCAUAUUGACAACCCCAAGAACUACGCUGACAACGAGGAUGCUCGUCAAUACGACCGUCGUCUGCGUGGCCCCAUCGAUGAGCGAGUUGAGCUGGCCAUCGAUGAAGAGACAGGCAUGAAGAACUACAUCGCCAACGAGAACGUGAACAUCAUGACCAGCGCUCUUCACGUCCGCCGUCUUUUCACUAAGUGUGUCGAGCUUGGGCGACGGUACCAGCGUGAUAACAGGAAGGAGGACCUGCAUGAGGCGCUUCGACUGCUGGGCACUGGACUUCACUGCUUGGAAGACUUCCUGGCGCACAGCAACUACUGCGAGCUGGCGCUGAUUGAGAUGGGUGAGCGCGAUGUGUUCCCCCACGUUGGUCGUAACACUCAGAUACGUCUAUCUGGCGCUCGUCAUGAAGUCUACCCAAUUGUCACCGGUACCUUCGGUGGUGUCGAUUUCUUGCACUCCGUCACGGGAGAGGUCUCCGACAAGCUCACUCAGAAUGAGAUUGACGAGCUUGAGGGCACCCUCCAGGAGAGCCAGAACAAAGACACCAGCAUUCUGCGCAACCUCCUGGAUAAGAUCCCAGACGGUCUUUUCGGGGACGAUGAUAAGAAGUCCAAGAUGGAUGACAUCCAGCAGAACGCAAGUGCCGCCCAGGUGGAGCAGAUGUCAGUUUCGCCACGUGAUCCUGAGGAGUACACGCUUUAUGUGCAGAAUAUUUUCCGCCAGAUCAUGCCCGCAAUUGAGUUCCACGACGAUAUCCUCCAAAAGGUCACGGAGGCUAUCGAGAAGAUCCCCGUUCUGCCUCAGAUUGUUGAGCAGCUUGAGGAGCAGCUAUCGGUUUUCGUCUUCUCUGUCAUCGCACCUUUCGUGGUCCCUGUCAUCAACCAGGUCAAGAACGAGCUCCGCACCGGCUCUGAUGAGAUUAUUCAGUCCAGUGAGAACGAGCAGCUGAUCGUGUUCAACGACGACGAGAGCACAGAUCCCACUCACUCCAUGCUGUCUAAGGACCACUUCUCCAACAUUCUCAACGAAGUUGCCGGCAAGACGGCCAGCAAGGUUGUCGCAUGGGCCGUCCCGCAGCUCAUGGAAGCUAUUGACGACGAGUCCAUCGACAUUAACCGCGUUUGCACCCGCCUCAUCCACGGAGUCCUGCACCACCCGGCCCAGCGCGGCCAGGGCGAGGACGGAGCCCGCGAAGGUCGCGAGAUGAUGUUCCGCAGCGUUGAAGAGUGGUGGAACGAAAUGCCCGAGAACGCGAAAGACGAGUACCGCAACAAGUUGUCCCGCAACGGUGUCAAGAACGGAGAGAACCACAAGGAGGGCGUGCAAGACACUGGCCACGGCCAUGGAUGCUCCGGCAAAUUGAGCAUGCACAAGCAGUUCGGCGGUGGUGACCAAUCCGUUGAGGACAAGAUUGCGUCGGCUGCCGCAGGCGCUAUCAUCGGCGGAGUCACGUCCGGCUUCUCUGACAUCGUCUCCAACCAGACGGGCGGUAGGGUCAACCUGCCCGACUCCAACAACCCCACUAAGGGUGGCGGUCUUCUUGGCAACGUGUCAUCGCUCCUGGAAGGUGCGUUCCAGAAGGACUCGGACACAUACGAGUCGCGACCUCAUCGUACCGAGGACGGCGGUGUCAGCCAGUCUAUUUCGCAGUACGGCCGUAGCAACGAUGGUCGUCGCUACGAGCAGGCUGAGUUCACAGAGACCCGGUACGAUGAUGGGCGUGAGAGGCAGGAGUUCCGUCGCACCGAGCAGAGGGAUGAUGGACGGGGCGGCGAGCACGGUUAUGGCUACCAGGAAACUCAGGAAAGCUAUGGUGGACGUCAGCACCAUGAGGAGAGGCGCUGGGAAGGCGAGACCAGCAGCUCGAGCUACCGUCGGGAAGAGACCCAGAGCUACGGAGGAGGUUAUGGUGGCUCGCGACGUGAAGAGUCGGACAGCUAUAGCUCUUCGCGACGAGAGGAGUCCGGUGGCUAUGGCGGAGGCGGAGGUGGAGGCGGAUACGGUUCCUCUCGCCGAGACGACUCGGAGGGCUACGGAGGAGGAGGAGGAUACGGCUCCUCCCGACAAGAGAAUCAGGGCUAUGGUGGCGGUGGAGGCUACGGCGGAGGCGGAGGUGGAGGCUACGACUCUGGGCGCCGCGACGAGUACGGAGGCGGCCGGCAAGAGGGAGGCUAUUCCGGCGAGAGGCGGGACGAAGGCAGACGUCGGGAUGAUGAUGACAACAACGACCUGGUUGGAGACGUCAUUGAAGGUGCUGCGAAGCACUUCUUUGGCGGCGAUAAGCGAGAUGACCGUCGCGAGGGCGGUGGCGGCGGCUGGUUCUCUUAG